Messenger RNA from Ceratina calcarata, 5866 nucleotides. Its product is annotated as vacuolar protein sorting-associated protein 27. The record is from RefSeq and is a predicted model, not a curated record. Lineage: Eukaryota; Metazoa; Arthropoda; Insecta; Hymenoptera; Apidae. The transcript has 2 exons. Gene Ontology annotation, cellular component: chitin-based extracellular matrix. The coding region runs from base 79 to 1755 and encodes 558 amino acids. Gene Ontology annotation, molecular function: structural constituent of chitin-based larval cuticle.
GCUGCACUCUCUCAGUGAAACUCUCCGAGAUCGUUCCUGUGUCUAUCCUGUGACCUCUUACUUUUCAACGCGUACACCAUGAGGAUUAUAAUCCUGGUAAUCCCGCUAUGCCUUCUGCUGUUAACGGAAGCAAAACGAGCGGAGAUCCGUCCGCGUGUCGCGGAACCGCAAGUAUAUUACGAAGAGGACGACAGCCAAGCGGCUGAAGACGAUUACAGCUCGCCGGUCUACCAAACACGUACACGUGCCCUUCAUUCACCGCGUUCGAAGGACGCCCUGCACUCAUCAAGACCGCCACCAGUCCAGACGAUUCGUAAUUACAACAAAGUAAACGACGACGGAUCUUUCACUUUCGGCUACGAAGCAGCUGACGGAUCAUUCAAAGAGGAGACCCGCGGAACCGACUGCGUAGUGCGCGGCAAGUACGGCUACGUAGACCCCGACGGCAACAAAAGAGAGUUCACUUAUGUCUCCGGUAAUCCCUGCGACCCGAACGCGCCGAAAGACGAGGACGAUCUCGCCGACGAGCAAAAGGAAGACGAGCUCUCCGGGCCGGCGAAUUAUCCUUCGGUGAGACCGGUGCCAAGGCCCGUGAGACCAUCCUAUCAACAAUCCACCACUCGGGCACCUACCACGAUCUUCCAAUCGCACUAUAAAUUAGACGACGACGCGAGCCAAGAAUUGGGCGAUGAAGACGUGGUGAGACCCUCGCAGCUACGAGAAAAUGGUUACAGAGGACAGCAGCCGAGUUACGUGCCAGUAACACCGUCAACGGCUCUGUACGAACCGUCGCCUACGGCCAGUCCAGCUCUGUACAGAAUAGCGUCCUCGACUACGCAGUAUCAGAGCACGGCGUCGCCGAUUCUUCGCAGCCAACCUACGGUGUCCUCCACGGCUUAUCAGACCCACGAAACGACCACCCGACGUCCGGUAACCCGUCACCCGAGGCCGCAAUCGGUCGCGAUCACACCCAGACCCCACGUAGCCCAGGUAGCCGCUCAGUACGUGUCCCCAAGCAGCACGGAACGCGCUGCGCUGUCCUACACUCGAGCUCCCUCCUCUGCAGCCACGGUAUCGUCUAAUUCCCGCACUACACCGGCAUCGGCCGCGGCUCACCUCGACUUUGCUGCCGAGCUCGAGCGUUACGUGAACACGGUCAGCGUGGCGCCAACGCCUAAACCCCAAGCGCAAGCAUCGAAAGUAAAAUUAUCGAGUCAAAGCGCAGGUAUCGGAGCACCCGCCGCGGACCCUAUCUACCAAUCGGAGCUAAUUUACGACCCCUCAACCGGUCAGUACAAUACCCAACUAUAUCAAACGCUACCCCAAACCGUGGGUGACUUCACCCUAAGUCACAAACUGCAACCAUUCGUAGCCCAGCCCCAGUCCUAUUAUGGACUGCAGCAGUUGCAGCAGAUCCAGCCCCAACAGCCACAGCGUCAGUCCCCGCUUUAUAAGGCCACCCAACAAUCCCAGACUGCACCCGCGCCCGCCGCACAACCCCAGGAGGUCCUUUACAGAAAGCAGCAGUCGCAACUGUUGCAGCAAUCGCAACAGCUUUACGCUCAGCAGCAGCGACGUCAACAGCAGCAGCAGCAGCAGCAGCAACCCUUGCAGUCGCAGAGGUUGCAGUUCCUCGAGUCGCAACCUCAAUCCUUUUACUACGUAGCACCCGCGAGGUCCUCGAACGCUGCCAGCGCACCUCUCUCCGCGGGACAGAUCGAUCAGUAUCUUCGAGCGAACGCUGGUCGUUAUUGAUAAUAUUCUACCAUUCUACCGUUUAUCGCAGCGCGUUUCGUACGAUAGGAAUAAGGUAUCCCUUACGAAUUUUUUAUACUAUACCAUUAUGUAUCAUAUCAGUAGCCAGUUUACGCGAGAUGGUGCUGUCAGUGGGCCUGGCGCGAGUAUCUGGGAUCGAAUAUAAUUUCGCUAAAUGAAUUCAUUCAAGGUUGUCGAGGAGGCCUGUUGACUGGGCAAUGUUGCUUUUGUAAUGGAUGCGGUAUUCGUUUAUUUCCUUUGUACAACUUGGCAUAAUUUUGAUAAUUUAUUGAUCUUUAAGAAUGUCGAUGUUACCCAUGAAAUUGGCCAAAAAUUGAUGGCCCAUUUUUUGUACCUGUAUUAGAAUAUUUUUGGAUCGUCAAGUGUUCCUUUCAUGGAGAGACGAGAAUUCUACUGCUCUCUGAUUAUUAUUUUAUGAGAUUAUGUUGACGUUUAAUAAUUUGAACGUUAGAAGGAUGAGAGAAAAAUCGGCGACACACAGCUAUUGCAUUUAUAUAUUUGUUCUUGUUGAAGAUAUUGCUUUUGCCUGUGUUUUAAUAUUUGUCUUUAGAAAUAAUUGUUAACACUUGUUCCUGUCUUCCACUCAUACAUACACGAUAAAUCUUUCCAUGCAGAUAAUAAUUACUGCGCUUCUCUUGUUAACUUGUGAAUUGUUGUAAAUCACUUUGUAAGUUAAGUUAAACAUACAUUAAAAUACGGUAAGUAUCUCAGUGAAUCCUGUGUAAAAUUUACUCAAAAACAUAAAUCUUAUCAGUUCUGGAUGAAAUUAAUACCAGUGCGCCUUAGGUUGAAUCCUUCUCUCUCCAAAAUGUACUGGACAACCGAAAAAUAUUCUAAUACAGGCUUGAAAACCCAUAUUUUACACUGUUUUUGUUGUGUUAUUGGUAAAACAAAAGAAAAAAACGUGAAAAAUUUAGCGACAAAUAUUCGAAAAGUCACGUGACUAUCGUAGCCUCUUAAUAUAAUUUCUUUGUUGCAUGAUAUUUGAUAUUUAGUAGCCUAGAAAAAUAAUCUGUGCAUGACAGACACAAUAAGGCUUCAAGUAUUAACCAUAAAGCUGCAUAAACAUAAUUACGACAAUAUCGACCAAAGUACAAUUAUUGACACUGUGAUAGAACUAACUCACAAAAUCGUAUUAUAAUAUUUAAACUGCACAAAAGUGCAAGUUUUCGGUGUUCUCGGUGUCCACCGUUUACAAAACAACGAAACAAUUAAAAGUACAUACCGAGCAAUUAUACCAGUUUAUACUAACUACAUGUGUCAAACUUUCAAACAAGUUCAAGUUCAUUCCCAUUUCGCUAAUAUCCAGGAGAAAGCCAGUUCGUUAAUUAUUAUAUGUCAGUAAAAAACCACUCGAACUUUUUCCGGUACCUAAUAUAUUCUAUACAAUUUUUUUAUUAAUAGUAGUCUAAUGAUAGCUUCGAAAUAUCAAGAUCGUUCUUCUCUUUAAAAAACGACGACUUGUCGAAUAAUGAAAUUUCAUAAGCAAUAACUAGAUCGGCUUCGAAAGCAUUUUUUUCCUCAUUGUCAGAUCGGUUCACGAACGAGCUAUCGUUAGAGAGUGAAAGUCAAUGACCUGACGCAAUACUCACGCAUACCAUACCGCGAUACGUUACCGCAGCAAUUUCUCGUCGCGUUCACGUUCACAGUAACAUGCUAUACCGCACAGAUUCUACGCGGCGAACGGAAUAUUCAUCAGCGUUUGCGCACGAUCCCGACGAACGUGCUCGUUUACUGAUUCGAUUACAAAACCCGGAUAGAUCCUUUAAUCGCGUCAAGACAAUGUUUCCCAGAGAAAUGAUUCAUAGGAGACACAGGACAUACAGAAUCCAAUUGAUCCGCGAUUUACAGAGAGCAUAUCAGUAAAAAGUAUCAAAUAUAAUUUUUUAAUGAUUCAAUCAGAGCUGUUUUUUCACACAAAAAUAUUCUUUUUAAUGAUUUAAUUAAAACAAAUUCUGUACGAAUUCAUUAAAUGAAUUUUGACAAAUUAAAAUAUGUCCCUGUCAAGUUGUUUAAUGAUAUCAAUCAUCAUAGGAUAAUCAUAAAUGACACUUUUUACUGAUUCACUCUGUACAUGCAUGUUGCUUAUGAAUGAAGAGUACUACUAUUUCUGGCUGCUUUCCGUAGUAAGUUAAUAAGUAGACUGCGAAUUUUAUAUAUUUAUAACACAGUUUGAAUUAUUUUUUAUCACAGAUAAAUUAAAUCAUGACUUUUUUAUUUUCAGCUCGUAAAGAUCAAAAAUUAUUUUUGAAUGAAAAAAAUGUUUAGAAGUUGAAAAUAAGUCUUAUUACUUAAGACAUAUUUUGUUCGCUCAAAAUGUUGCAUCUUGUUUCUGACUGAACAUUAGGAAUUUAUAAUUGGUUUCAUUAGAUUCAGUAAAAUCUCCCAUUUGCUUAGAUUGUUCUCUACAUUACUUAAAUACUGACCUUGUGACUUUUUGACAUUUCUUGUCAUUAGUUGUUGAUUAUUUAAUCUUUGAUUUUUACUUUUAUUUAAAAACCGAUUUUUAUUUUGUCGAUAAAAAAUACUGUUGUUUCUUGAUUUCGUUCUCAAAUUCAUUUCCUGAUUUAUAGAAACAUUUGAUAUGCACGACAUAUCAUUAUGUUGCGUCUUACUGCCCAUAAAAAUGUCCAUUCAUUCAGACGAAUGAAUCAUACAAUAGUUUAUUCAUCGUUAUUUUUUAUGGAUAAAAUAGAUUUGAUUUAGACAUGAAAAAAGGAAAAAUUCGCAGUCUAGAAAACUGUUUUAGAUUUUUCAGUUAUUCGCUAGAGAAUAAAUAGAAGCAAUCUAAAUAUUACUUGGAAUGCGACUUUCACCACAACUGGCAUGCUAUCAUGCCAUUUUGGUCGGCACCUGCGGUUAGCGUGAUUCAAUUCCUAAAUUAUCAGCCUGCUGGACAGAACACGGGCCGCCUAAAUCGGAAGCAAAAUCGACUUUUGCAACAGUUACGACAAAUGCAAGCCUGCCCCAAGAUUAGCCUCGCUAUGGGUAACCGUAACGCAAUACACUUUCAUUGGCGUGGUCCGCAAAGACAUUCUAUUCAGCCCGAACUUUCUAUUUGCAUUCCGGUGUAUCGCAAGUGUGAGAAUCGAUUCAAAUCUAACGCGUCCCGCUGGCUCAAAACCAACUACAGAUAUGCGACGGUGGAAACAUGGAGUGCGAGAGAUUAAAAGGCGUGGAACCUUUCGUCGCGUCAAUUGUAAGAGAUUUCACACGCACUGAUAAGUUCACCCAUGUUCGGAUAACUCAUUUCCGAUUCAGGAUACGCAAGGAUAAAUUGCCGUGCCUUCGCGCAGACACGCGUCAUUCUAAUAUGAUUUAUAAAUCUGUUCCCAUACAAAUAUUAGAAUGUUUACGAGCUAAUUAAUUGACUAAUGGAAUUACUAAAAGGAGAGCAAUUAAUGGGAGAAUAAAAUUUAAUAUUAGAUUCUUAUUUAGAUAAAUGAGGAGUCACGUGAACUUGUCACAAUUUGUCUACGUGUAUGUUCAUUUAGGACCCAACAAUUAUGUAUUCGUGCACGUUUUUUAUUAAAAUUUAGACAGAGUACAUCCGGAAGAAUAAUACUUAAUAUCUUAUAACUAUUGAAAAGACGAAUUCAAUGAUCACUUAUAAAUCAUAUAUGAAUUGUUAGAACAUGCGAAUUCCACGUAAUCUCAGAUACCCGAUGCCAGGUAUGCGAUUGUCAAGCUCGUUGAUUAUAUUUAUUAGCGGUAAGCCUGAUUGGAGAAUAAAGCGAAAAAUAGGAUUUCGUAAUGGAUACUAGAGUAGAAAAGAUAAUAGGAAAGAGGCGUUUCAGAAGAACGAACGCAGAUCUAGCGCAAUUACGCAAUGAUUGUACUUAUACUUCUAGCUUUUUCUUAUGUAUGUCAGUGGUACCGUGCAGGUAUGUCGAUAUGCACUUUGUCUACUAUGUAAAUAUUAUCUCUCGUUAGCAUUUAAUAUAUUAUAAAUAUAUAAUAUUUCUACGUAUCAGUACUCAGUACUAUUUUAUUGGUAAGGAACACACGUCUCUUACGUUCAUAGUUGUUUUUUUUAUUAUUUGUAAACGUGAUAUGAAAAUGUAUUGUAAUGAAACAUAUUUCAGUCUUA